AUGGGGUAGUGGAAGGCGAGUAGUGACUAGUGAGCAUACAGAGUACGUGACUGGUAGCAGUUGAGCAUCCGCUCUGAUAGCUGGAACAAGCACAGCUCCGUGACGUGAGAUACACGCGGUGGGCUGCCAUCAUGCUUCCUGUUGAGCACAAACCACUGCACGUUCCCCCGCUGGAGGAAGUGGCAUCUGUCCUAGAGGCUGCCUUGAAAAAGAAUUUUGCAGAGGCCGCAGUUUCAGUGGUAGAAUGCCCGGAUUUGACGAAAACACCUUACAAUCUUGGGGCAGCAGGGUUGUGUGGUUCUCCUAGGUUGGCUGACGUGGGCGGAGUUCCAUAUCUGAUGCCCACUGUUCAAAAGGAUAAAUUGUAUGACAUAAAAGACUUGGCAGGUUGUGUUGACCUUCCAAAUUCCUUCAUCGUGGGAGCAGGAGCUGGUCCACACAAGUAUAUUGGCGUGAACAGUGAGCUGAUGGCCAACGUCGUGGUGGGGGACAAGGCUUGCAAUGGUUCCAGAGCUGCCAAGGUCGAUGCCGCAGGCAAGUGUGAACUCUUAAGCUUACCUCAAGAACAAACCGGCUGUGCCUUGAUGCUAAACAUGUUUGCUAGUGAGGGCAAGGGCGGGAAGGUUCUCAAAGUGCAAGCUAAAAAGCGCACUGCAGACAACAAUUUGGUGAGUUGCCUGCGCCAAGCCCUGGAGAGCCACUAUGGAGACAAACCUGUCGGUCUGGGAGGAACCUUCAGGCUGGUGCAAGGCAAGGCUAAAACACACGUCAUGCCGGACUUUUCCCCUGUACCACUGACCUGCAAUGACGACGUCAACAAGUGGCUCAAUUUCUAUGACAUGGAGGCCCCGAUGGUGUUCCUGUCCACGCUCAUCUCUCGAGAUCCCGGCCUGGACCUGCGCGUGGAGCAUUCCCAUGGUUACGGGGACGACCGUGGCGGCCAUUACCAUUACGACACCACCCCGGACACCGUUGAGUACGAGGCUUACUACAACGUGGCUGAGUACAUUUACAGAGUAGACAAACCCGUCGCUACUCACGGCUUUGGAAGGAAUUAAUGUUACUGUGUCUAUCUAUCCCGGAAAGAUGGAAUGCUAGUUUCAGAGGUCUAGUUUUCUUUCGUUCGAGUUGUAUUGCUGACUGGGAUACGGAUUGAAUUUUUAUAUUCUUAAUAAAAGGUGUAAAGGAGCAUU
Molecule: messenger RNA, 1193 nt
Organism: Portunus trituberculatus (swimming crab)
Lineage: Eukaryota; Metazoa; Arthropoda; Malacostraca; Decapoda; Portunidae
Product: ester hydrolase C11orf54 homolog
Exons: 1
Coding region: 132-1058 (308 amino acids)
Cellular component (GO): nucleus
Molecular function (GO): zinc ion binding; hydrolase activity, acting on ester bonds
Source: RefSeq, a predicted model, not a curated record